UAAUAGUACAACAAAAAAUAUUGUGUCUUUUGAAUCAAUUUUUAGAUUGAAGUAGGAGUAGUUCUUUCUUGUGUUUGAAACUCUAUCCACCCAAUAUUAAAACAACAUCUUCAUCUUCGAUCCAUCAAGAAUGCUAGAAACAACCACCACUGCUGCACUGUCCUCCGCAGCAACAGCAUUGUCCUCUGUUCCCGGGCUCUCGUCUCGUACCGCAGCCGUAUGCUGUAGUCGUUCUGCUUGCACGACAGGAGCUGUUGCCGCAAAAGUCCUGAGAGUGGGCACGUCUCCCGCGUCCUCCUCGACCUCUAGUACGCACCAUGGAGACCUACAACUCAAGAAUCCAGGACCCUGGACGACAAGCAGCCUGGGAACAAACCUUCUUCAGGGAAAUUUGAACUCAAAGUCUACUCCGACUAGCAGUUUAUUCAGAUCUUCUGCAACCAGAGUGGUCUCCAACAACAUCAACCAGCUUCAACAUGACCAUCAGCAUCAGAGGAGUAGUGUCCUCUACCACCAACAGCAGGCAAUGGCGAGUGGCGUCCUUUUCCACCAACAGAAGCAGCAACAGAACUACCAGAAGACAAGUAGCUGCUCAAGUAAUUCAUCAACGUACCUUCAGCUUCAACACCAGAGAACAUUCGCAACCUGCUACUCAUUGCUGAAGCGUAAUCGUGUUCCAUUCGUGGACUUCGAAACCGCCUAUCCCAAAAAUGCCAAUCCUCUUCCGCCAGUGCAAGUUUUCAC
This is a messenger RNA of Amoebophrya sp. A25, 744 nucleotides long. NCBI's taxonomy places the organism in Eukaryota, Dinophyceae, Syndiniales, Amoebophryaceae. The record is from the annotation of a GenBank genome assembly.